AUGUCGGGCCACGACCCUGACCAGGGCCCCAGCCACGGUCCAUACCACGGCCAAGACCAUGGUCAAGCUCAUGCUCAUGCUCAUGCGGCUGCUCCCGCUCAGACACACGUACAACAGUCGACACCCGCGCCUCCACAACCACAACCACAACCACAACCACCGCCACCUGCUGUCACCACUGCCGCCGUGCCUGGGGUCCACCACCAAAUACCGGGCACCAUCCCCGUACCCAUCGGAUUCCCCCCCGAGUUUGAUCCCAACGCCAUGAAACUGACUCGUGGCACCUCCUGUGUCCUGUGUCAGCAGAGGAAAGUUCGCUGCGACAAGAGAAAACCAUGCGCCAACUGUGUCAAGGCCCGCGUCGAGUGCCGCGUCGUGCCGCCGAUCCCCGCUCGCCGGCGCAAGAAGCGACUCCAGGAGAAGGACCUCAUUGACCGUCUCAAGAAGUACGAGACGCUGCUCGCCGAGAACGGUGUCAGCGUUGACCCCAUCGCCGUGACCUUAGAGUCUCCAUUCAUGGCGGCGUCGUCGAGGUGGCCGAUCUCGAGAACGAGCUCGAGGGGCUGCACACCUCGCCCGAUGGCAGUCAAGCCUCCUCCUCCAAGACAGGUGUUCGGUGCCGGCACGCACCGACCCGACAAGGUGCCCUACAAAUGGUUCUUAUUCCACCGAGAAUUCCGAGCGAGCGAGGAUCUCAUGAGAGACUCGUCUGACGAAGAAGAGCUCGAUGGCUCGGCUGUUCAUCGCGCUUUUGAUACGAUGUAUGAGCAUCAGGACGGCUUCCCCUUCAUCGUCGGCGCCAACCGCGAGACCUCCGUCUACCACUAUCAUCCUACGCCCGUACAAAUCUUCGAGCUGUGGCAGAUUUACAUCAACAACGUCAACCCGCUGCUCAAGAUCACGCACAUUCCUACCGUGCAGGGGCUCGUCCUCGAGGCCACCAAAAAUCUCGAUGAUGUCCCCAAGAACGUCGAGGCCCUGCUCUUCAGCAUCUACAUCAUGGCUGUCCUGACAAUCGAUGACGGCCAGAGCAGGAAGCUCUUCGGCGAGCCAAAGAUUGAGCUCCUUUCCAGGUACCACAAGGCAGGCCAGCAGGCGCUGGUCAACGCUGGGUUCAUGCGCACCACCGACAUGAUGGUACUGCAGGCCUAUAUCCUCUUCCUCAUAGCCAUUCGCAUGUUCAUCGAUCCACGGCAGAUUUUCUGCUACGUCGGCAUCGCUGUUCGAAUAGGCCAGCGCAUGGGUCUCCAUCGAGAUGCUCAAGUCUAUGGCCUGUCCCCCUUCGAGGUCGAACAGCGCAGGCGGCUCUGGUGGACAAUAGUCGGGUACGACCGCCGCAUAGGCGAGAUGACGGGCUCGACGGUCACGGCCCUCUCGACCAUUGGCGACUGCAAACUCCCUCUCAAUAUCAAUGAUACAGACCUCCACGCUGAUGGCAAGGACGCGCCGACCGAGCAUGCCGGCCCGACAGAGAUGCUCUUCAGCCUCAUCCGCGCUGAGCUUGCCAUGGCCAUCAGCACCGACGCAUCCAAGGAUCCUCGCGUCCCUAUAGACAAAGACAACCCCAUCGCCUCACGGCCUCUUUCCAUGGUCCGCAUGGCCGGCCCCGGCGGACAAUGGUACACGCUCGACGGCUUCUUCGCUCACAUUGAGGGCACGUACCUUCGUUACUGCGACCAAAAGAUACCUCUCCACUUCUUCACCCUGACCAUGACGCGACAGGCCCUCUGCAAGAUGCGCGUCGUCUCAUUCCUCGUCCGCCUCGCCAACAAUGACCCAGCCGCGGCUCUGAACGAGCACGAGCGUGACACGCUGUUCCUCGAAGCUACCCAGAUGAUCGAGUACGACAAUAUCGUCCAGUCGGCCGAGAGCCUCCGCGGCUAUAAGUGGUACACAUUCCUGCACUUUCCUUUCCCGGCCUACAUGUUCCUCGUCACCGAGAUGCGGCAGCGGACAACAGGCCCGCUCGUCGACCGCGCCUGGGACGCCAUUACCAAGAACCACGAGCUCCGCGGCCUCAUGAAUACUCUCCACAACCCGAUGCACCUUGCCUUUGGCAACCUCUUCGUCAAGGCCUGGGACGCGCGCGCGGCCUCACAGCGCCAGCAGGGCAUCGUCCAGCCGGUUCCCUCGUGGAUCGAUCGCCUGCGCGAGCGCGCCGAUAAGGCCGGCCGGCCCCAUGGGCCCCACGCCGAGGCAGUCGGUUGA
This is a messenger RNA of Verticillium alfalfae VaMs.102, 2208 nucleotides long. RefSeq names its product fungal specific transcription factor domain-containing protein. The record is from RefSeq and is a predicted model, not a curated record. The transcript has 5 exons. Bases 1 to 2208 code for a protein of 735 amino acids. Gene Ontology annotation, molecular function: zinc ion binding; DNA binding; DNA-binding transcription factor activity, RNA polymerase II-specific. Gene Ontology annotation, biological process: DNA-templated transcription; regulation of DNA-templated transcription. NCBI's taxonomy places the organism in Eukaryota, Fungi, Ascomycota, Sordariomycetes, Glomerellales, Plectosphaerellaceae.